Molecule: messenger RNA, 839 nt
Organism: Carcharodon carcharias (great white shark)
Lineage: Eukaryota; Metazoa; Chordata; Chondrichthyes; Lamniformes; Lamnidae
Product: protein canopy homolog 2-like
Exons: 4
Coding region: 1-405 (134 amino acids)
Cellular component (GO): endoplasmic reticulum
Source: RefSeq, a predicted model, not a curated record
AUGCGCGGCAGUGGGAGCGAGCAGCUGAUCCAGCCCGAGCUGCUCCAUGGGAUGGAGCAAGUGCUGGUUUCCUACUCCAGGUCAGAGAUGUUCCUGAUCGAGUUGCUGGAACAUGUGUGUGAGCACAUGAAGGAUUAUGGUGAACAGGUCGAUCCCGACACACACCGAAGCAGCUACGUUAGAGUUCUCAGCCGGGAUGGUGACAGGAUCGAACUCCCCAACACACAGUUCACCCAGGACAUCACCUCCAAUUUAAAACGAGCUUGUGAGAAACUCGCUGAGGAAUAUGAAGAUGAAUUCAUCGAGUUUUUCUCUCGCGAAUCCAACAAUGUGAAAGACCUCCUGUGCAGCAAGAGAACAGACUUGUGUGACCACGCUCUCCACGCGCGUCACGAUGAGCUCUGAAGGCUGCGGCUCCCUGGUUUCAGUCCCGGCCCCAGCGGGAGAAGGCGCGAGCGAUCCCACCAUCCCCACCCCGCGAUGGACCGGGCAGCAGAGGGAGACUGGAUCGGGGGCUGGCAGUUAGAUUGAAUGCCCAUCAACCCUACAUCAGUGACCACGCUUCCAGGAGAGCUGUGUGGCUCUCAGUAAGGGUCCGUCUUAGAUUCCCACUCAGAUUCCGGGGCUCAAACUGAGAAGGACAUUUCCCCGCUACGAGAUUUAACUCACGGAAAGAAGAGACUCGACUGCACUCAGGAAAAACCGCUUCAGAGAAUAUAUUUUUGGUGCUAAUUCUCCGUGCCUUCACCUCCCUCUCCCUCUCUCCCUCUCUCUCUCUCUCUCUCGGGAAUCCUGCUGGUCUUACUGAUCUGUCUCGUCACCAAAUAAACUUGCUUGAA